Molecule: messenger RNA, 4677 nt
Organism: Anopheles funestus (African malaria mosquito)
Lineage: Eukaryota; Metazoa; Arthropoda; Insecta; Diptera; Culicidae
Product: adenylate kinase isoenzyme 5
Exons: 9
Coding region: 2105-4006 (633 amino acids)
Biological process (GO): nucleoside triphosphate biosynthetic process
Cellular component (GO): cytoplasm; cytosol
Molecular function (GO): ATP binding; AMP kinase activity
Source: RefSeq, a predicted model, not a curated record
UCUUCAAAUUCUGGGAUAUAUUGGAUAAAACCAAGACCAAGUCUGUUCUCGUUGUUCUCGACUGUGUAGCUCAGUUUUGUGUAAACUGGUGGCAAAUGUUAUGAUUCAUCAGAAUCGAUCAGACAUUCGCCUGGCAGCGAAAGAAGAUAAUAGAAAGUGCACGUGAAAGACAGUUAUUGAUGGUAUGAUGCUAUUGCUUUAUGGCCAACGGAUGCCCUGAUGCGUGAUCCUCAUACCAUCAAAAGCUUAUCCGCGGUUCCGGAGAGCACCCACGAUUGACAAUUUGAAUGAAAUGUAUCGAUUUUUCAUUGUCAUAUAAAGAGAGUUUACUGUUGAGGUGAAUGGCUAUUAACUGUGUGUGUGGUGUGUGUGUUUUGUGCGCGUGUUUGCGGAGCAGAUUGUGUGUAUUAUCGGUCCAUUAGCCUACGGGACCGUUUACAAUUUGCUUGCUUAAUGCGUGAAAAAUAGUGAACUACCGUUUUGUGAAUUAAUGGGAAAUGUAAUGGAAACCCCAUGCCGCUACGCAACAUCCCGAUCGUAUAGAAUUGUGUGUGGUGAUAAAAUCUCAUACGAAACAUGUAUCCUGUUGAAUCACACGCUAGUGAAAGGUUUUACUAGAAUGAAGUUUUUACCAAAGCCCAAUGUCGCCCGCAUCGAGCAUUUACAACAUGUCUCGUAUCAUAACGUGUUCUCGUGGUGGUUUUUCUAUGAAUGAGAAAUGUUUAUAAUUUAUAAAGGUUGAAGCAAAACUCAUUUACUUUCAAUCGGAUUCCAGCGGUGAAUCAAACAUUCCAAUACUACCGCUUUUUUGCACCACGUUGGAAACCACACUGGAAGGUCAUGUACCGACCAAUCGGAAUGGGCCCGACAUGGGUACCGCAACAUAAUUUCAUCAAUGUUUCAUUGUUUUAGAUUCACUUUCGAUUACUCUAUUGUCCAUAACGUUGAUUCCGUUUGUGCUUGCUUUUUUUUCUACGACUGGGAAGGAAAGAUUCACGUCCGGGUGUCUCAUGAUCAUUGCGGGUGGCAUGAUGAGUGCGAGAGUUCGGUAUCUCUCGCGUGUAUGAUGGAAGUUCACUCCGUUGACAGCAUUCCAGCGAAGCCAAAACAUGGUUAAUUUUUGAUGCCGUUUACUUUUCCACACAGUGGAUUAGAUCACGCAUCGUGGCGGUGCUUGAGAGUGCCGCCAUUCUUAAAACAAAUCCGCUCUUGGAUGUACUACUAAUACUAAUACUCAUACACUAAUGUUGCUGAAUCAUCGGACUUUUGUCCCCGAUGGGUAAAGCUGUUUUUUUGUUCUCUGUUGUUCUCCAUUUUUCCACUUUGUUUACUUUGAAGUAUUCAUCCAGACGCGAAGGUCCAAGCGAAUGUAAAGCUCGUUCGUGUUUGACCUCUGUUUUCCUAUCUCCUCUCUCCCGCCAAACUGACCGGAAAAUUCCAACCCCAUUUUCCCGGGGUUAGGUAUCCCUUAAUGUGACCGCGCGGGCUUAAUCAGACUUGAUGGUUUGUUUUGACAGAAUAAUGUCACUUUCAUUGAGUUAUAAUUGUGUUUACUCCGAGCGAGCUAAACACGUAAAAGACAAGCUCGUCUAAGUGGUUCGGCGGGUGAGGUGCGACGAUCAAAAGGGUUUGCAACUCCGGUUCCAACUGGGUAUCGUGUCCGUGAAGCGUGCCCUCUGUGUGUUUCACGCGUGUACUUCAAACCUUCGGAUAUAGAUAAACAAUUAUUACAUGCCUGGUGCCUGGUAGACGUUUAUUUUCCUCUUCCAUGAAGUAUGUUUUACCUAAAUCUCAAUAUACCCCAGUUCUAGUAGUAUCACAAACACUCAACUCAACUAACAAAAGGAUAAUAUAUUUGGGUAAAACAAUACAAUAAAAUAGUGAAAAUACCACAGCAACAGGCUGAAUGUGAACAUGCAUUCGUGUAGGAACGUUGAUACACUUAAAAUUACUAACAGUAGUGUAGCGUGGCGAUAAAGAUCAGUGCGACUAGAGAAUUGGUUCAUCACUUCCAUCAAUGUUACGUCCGUGAGACCACGGGUACAGCUGCAUCUAAUUGAUUCCGUAAAACCUUUUGCACAACAACAAUUAACUCGAAUGGAUAAUGGGUAUUUGUCUAGAUACAGAAAAAAACAACACUGCGUCCGAUAUAGAGGACCCAGACUGGAAAGGCGGAGGACCGAGCACGCGUUCCGCCGUGGUACGCACCCCGAAAAGUGCCAUAACCGGGAUGCAGAACACCGGCAAGGUGAAGUUCGAUCCACCGAAAGUGCCCGUCAUAUUCGUGCUAGGUGGCCCCGGUAGUGGUAAAGUAACGCACUGCGAUACUCUGAUGCAGGAGCGCCGCGGUGUUACGCACAUCAACAUGAUGGACCUGCUGCAACAGUACGCCAUCGGGAAUGAUAUGCAAGACUUCUCCCAGCUUUCCUCGCGCACGGUCACCGAGGUACUGAUGCUGGAAAUGAAAAUGUCACCAGCUGCCAAAACUUACCUUGUAUCCGGAUAUCCACGAUCGAUGCGGGACGUCGUCGAGUACUCGGAAAAGAUCCAGGUAAUCAACGGUGUGAUACUGAUAUCCUGGCGUCAGGCAAUACUACAGAAGCAGAUCGAUUACGGUGCCAAGCUGGGUCACGUGGUACUUUCGUUGGCCAAGAUGGAGCUGGAAAACUUUUUCAAGAACGUUAUGCCCGUUGCAGACUAUUUCGAUCAGAGCGAUAUGCUGAUCGCGAUAAACGGUGAGCGAUCGCCAUCGGAGGUGUACAAAGACUUUCGCACCGCCGUACUAGACAUACUCGGUGCGCAAGAAAAUCAGGAAGCACUGUUAAACGGAGUCGCAGGUAUGGGCAGGGGCGUAGAUGACAUACCCGGCAGUAUAGUUAGUGUAGACACGGCACCUAGUCAACCUAAGGUCAUUGCAGCUCCCGCACAUCAAGUAGAAUUAAAUCAUACUCGCACGCCUCCGCCCCCAGCAAACGGUGCCCGACCGGCGAAUGCGGCCGACCAGAUGACGCGUCCCACCUCGCACGGGUUGCUGCAUCGUCAACAGUCACGUUCCAGCCUGCACCAGACAACCGGCGAGACGGCUACCGUCGGUGGGUACAGUGAGGCAUCGCCCGAACGUUUCCGGCACCGCGGAUCAAUGCCACCACCCGUGAUCUGGGUGAUUGGAGGUCCUGGUAGUAAUAAAGCUACGCUGUGCCUAAAGACGGUCGGGAUUAAUCCCGGCUGGGGUCAUUUCAGUGUGGGGCGAUCGUUGCGAUCGGUUGCUGAAUCAGGCCCACGGGUGGGGUCGGAUAACUAUGCGGUGAAGGAAGCGAUAACGGCAGGUGAGAUGGUACCGAAGAAAUCAUUGGACGCACUAAUCCAGGGUCAGCUGAUGCAGCUAGCCGACAAGCGAGGAGUUAUCAUUGAUGGGUAUCCCCGGGAUAUGGAGCAGGUCGCUGAUUUCGAACGGAAGUACAAUCAAAAGCCUCCAAUAAUUUUGCUCGACUGCUCGAAGUUGCAGCUGGGUCGCGGUCGACUGGAUGACACCGUGUCUUCAUUUCGCCGUCGAUUAGAGCUGUUCCGGGAGCUAACGCUUCCGAUGCUCAAAGAGAUGGAUACCGCGGGUCGGCUCACCAUCGUUGACGGUGACACGGACAGUCCAUCGGUACAGCGCGAGUUCGAGCGGAUCGUACGCGUCAACAUGGAGCGGGUGUUGAACUCCGGCCUCGCACAAACCGACCUCGACCAGAACGAUGACAUUCCAGCGGUGCAGAUAGGCACUUUCAAGACUGUGUUGCAGCGGGCGCAGCGCAACAGUAUGGAUGCGAUCGUCCAAGAUCUCGACACGGAAAUGCCGGGCGCCGUACCAACGAUAAGCCAUCAUGUUAGUCUAGCUAACGGGCAUCUGCCGGGAAGUGGUAAGGUGGGCCCGGCCAAGAACGGGCACGUCCCGAACGGGCGUCCUAAUUUCCGCAACAUGCUGGAGGAAGCGGACACCUAUCCGAUAGAUUCGCACAUUUAAGUACGUGCGUUAGCAAGAUGGCGGACAGCAAAGUAAAGACAUCAGUUACAGCAAUAAGUACAAAAGUCUGCGCCUCGCCAUUUUGGUUAGGGGGGUUGUAUGGAUGAGCAAUUUACAUGUUAAAAACAGCGCUUUAAAAGCCGAUCGUAUCUCAAUGAAAUAGGAAACACGCUCGAUAUGGAGCAGUGUUUGAUAGCUUUAAAAAUGAGAAACGGUCCACAAAAACUGCAGGAUUAAGAAAAUGAAAGGUCGGUAUCUUAUCUUGGCAUUGUGCCAAAUAAACAAGCAUAAGAGUUAAACCAAGAACAAAACGUUACAGUACAGGUAGGUAAGGAAUAGAAAGGACGAUGAAGGGAACGAUAGGUUCUGAACCUUUAUUUCCGUUCUGGAGCAAGCAGGAACUGGUUGAUAGACGGUAGGUCUCACGUUUUUAGUAACAUCAUACUGAAUAGAGAAUACUACACUACUGUGUUUUGUUUUGUAUUUUUUUCUAAACAAUAAUCAGUACAUUUUGAACGUUUGAAUAGGACAAACAGCAUUUGUUUACUGCAUGCCAUUAUAGUAUGGAAUAAUAAAAACAAAUCUUCUAGCCCUUUUCGUUAGAAAUGACAGUAUUAAAGUGUGUUGUUUUGUGCGGCGCAAUUGGUAGUCAUACAUCUGUUUGGUAAGUU